AUGUUCUCCCGUCUCAACCAAUUAGCCCGGCACCUCUCGCGCCCACUACCAAACUACCUCCACAACAGCGCCGCAGCAACAUUGACCUCCCGCACCGCAAACAUGGCCGCUCGCUCAGCAGCAGAGAACAGCAAGAGACAGAUCCACACAGCAGGAUGCAUAAUCAUAGGAGAUGAAGUCCUAGGUGGAAAGGUAAAAGAAACCCUCUCCUCUCCUCUCACCAAACAAACAAGAAGCCACACACUCCAUUCGAACAGCACUGAUGUGGGACACAGACAGUCGACACAAACUCCGCCUACCUAGCAAAAUACUGCUUCCAACUCGGAAUAGCCCUCUCCCGAAUCGAAGUAAUCCCCGAUUCCGAGUCAGACAUCAUCGAGUCCGUCCGUCGCAUGUCGUCGACCUACGACUUCGUCGUCACAUCCGGAGGCAUAGGACCUACCCACGACGACAUCACCUACCAGAGUAUCGCGAAAGCAUUCGACCUUCCGCUCGUUCUCCACGAAGAGGCGUAUAAGAAGAUGAAGAAACUAUCCAAGCCACCUGGGAAGCAAGAAUUCAACGAGACUGACGAAGAAUGGGAAAAGGAUACUGCUGCCAGGAGAGCGAAACUGAGGAUGAUUCAAUUGCCUUAUGAUAAGAAUUUGCCCGAUGAGGAGCAGGUUAUCUUCGUGAGUGAGGAUCUGUGGGUCCCGGUCAAUGUCGUCAACGGGAACAUACAUAUUCUCCCUGGAAUUCCACGACUGUUUGAGAAAUUACUGCAAGGCCUGAAGCCACGGAUUCUGCCGCGAUUGGUUGAUCCAGAAGGAAAGGGUGUCUAUCGCAUCAUCUUCAGCACGCCAUUACCGGAGAGCGAAGUUGCCGAGUUCUUGACCGAGCUGUCGCAGAAGACGGAGCCGAAGGGCGUCAAAGUAGGAUCAUAUCCAAGGUGGGGCAAGUCGAGAAACACCGUCACGCUAGUCGGCAAGGACAAGGACUUCAUGGAUUCGUUGGUCGAGGAGGUGGAGAAAGGUGUCAAGGGACGGAGAGUCCAAGCUGAGGGUGAGGACGAUGAUGAGAAGCCCGACAACGAUUCAUGA
Lecanosticta acicola is the source of this 1079-nucleotide messenger RNA. The record is from the annotation of a GenBank genome assembly. NCBI's taxonomy places the organism in Eukaryota, Fungi, Ascomycota, Dothideomycetes, Mycosphaerellales, Mycosphaerellaceae.